Messenger RNA from Nematostella vectensis (starlet sea anemone), 1975 nucleotides. RefSeq lists its product as uncharacterized. NCBI's taxonomy places the organism in Eukaryota, Metazoa, Cnidaria, Anthozoa, Actiniaria, Edwardsiidae. The record is from RefSeq and is a predicted model, not a curated record. Bases 425 to 1219 code for a protein of 264 amino acids. The transcript has a single exon.
CCUUAUCCUUUGUGUGAAGUUUACACUUGCUUUGAAAAUUUGCAUACACUUGAUGAAAAUGAAAGCAACUGUGCCCAGCGACAAUGGAGUAUAUAUAAUUCCAUUAAUUGAACAUUCGGGUUGUAAAUUUGGUGGACAUUUAGCCUAAAGGAUGACAGUGCGUCAAUAAUUACCGAAGUAUUGUCACUAGCGCAAUUUGAGGUCCUUGAUAGCCACAGUAGAUCGCACAAUCGCUAUCACUCGAGCUCUGAAGAUAGCCGCUAAAAGCUCAUCUUAAAAGAAAACGGCGAUCUGCUACAUUCACAUCUAUUCACAUUAAACGGCAUAACAGAGGCGCGACAAGUUAUCAAUUUGGAAGUUGGAACCGGGUAAAGGAAGAAAGUGGAAAGAAAUUCUGUGUAUUUCACAACGGUCAAACGAAAACAUGGGCUGUAGUCCGUCUCAUGCGCUUAUCAUCAAUUCCAACUCCAGGCCCGUUCACGACUCGCUGUGCCUUCAACCUCGCAUAUACAUGGUCUCCGAAUCAACUCUAAGGAUUCUACAAGACGUUGGAGAGCUGAGAGUAUACCAACACGAGGAUAAAGAUCCAGGCGUCGCGAGAGUUCGUUUUGGAACCAACACCAUUGAGCAGCUUGAAAAUCCUCUAAAGUACCAGCCACAAUUACGAAGGCAGUCUUCUCUCGUUUCAGAUGUUGAACCAGCGGCUUCGACCAGCUCAUUUUCGAGUAAAAAGACUGGUUUGGAAAUGUCUGACUUUGAGGAAGCUAAAGAGGAUAUUGUUAACGUAAGCGAAAGGGAAAAAUCCGCGAGUCGUUCCUCAAUUAUUCUCGCUGAAAUUCAUUCGCCCCGACUUUCCCCGGAAAAUAACGCAACAGAAUACAAAAUCAUACAUCAGAAUGAUGGUCAGUUUUACAUGAAGAGUCUGAAGAAAUGUGAGGCUGAAGAACUUGUUGCCACAAGCGCAAAAUCCCUCACCGUACGUGUUUUAAAUGAGCAAGAUCUAACAGCUUCUUUACAGGAAAUUGCCGAGGAAACCCGCACGCAUGGGCCAGCGAAACUGAGAUUAGAAAUUCAAGAGGUAAACACGAGAGAAGAGGAGGAAGAGAAUGGACAUUCAUUAAAGUGUGACGAGAAAAACACAACCGAGAAAAUGGACACUGUUUCACAGCAUGUCGCCGAAAACUCUGGCACAAUCAUUGACUUAGAAGCAAACCCAUAAGAGGAAGUUUAGAUUAAAAUCUUGACUUUAGUUUAUAAAAGUGAGUAAAAACGUUCUUGUUUCGAGGGAGCCAUGCUGUACAAAUAUACUCCCCAAUAGUGACUGUUCCGAAUCACAUUCGGGGCUUCUCGCAAAACAGAGCCGGUACACACACUCUCUGAACAGCUGUCUAGCGCCGUGAAAACGUCUUUUUUAUUGACUCACUUGGUCUGCUUAUAGACAGAGGAAGAACUUUAGACAGCAAGAAACAGUAAUUUAUCGAUACUUUAAUUUUAUCGAAAAAAGAAGAAAGGUCCGUGCAACUAAAACUGUUUUUGAAAGGGAAAGAAUAUCGCGUGCGAAAUUUUAUGCGGUGACUACUUUUAAGGACGAAAAAAAAAAUCAAAAGUAAAAAAUAUGCUGUAAAUAAAUGUAAAUAUGAAGAAUACAUGCAGUUUGAUUGACUCUGAAUGCCAGUCUAUUUGGCCCGUGUUUUUUUUCCUCGCAGACUCGCGCGGUUCUGAUAGAAAAAUAUUUAGAGUUAUCUCGUAAAAAUCGAUAUUAAUAUGGAAACAUGGAGUAGAAAAACACAGAUAACAAAGCCAAGCGCUGAGACGUGUUAUACACUCUUAUAUGUAAUAGUUACGAAUCUAAGAGUGAUAUAGGAAACGUAAUUUGCGCACGGCGUCGAUAUUAUAGCCCAUGAUUCUACAAAAUGAUUGACAUUGAAUGUAAAAUAUCUAAAAGGUUCGAAGAAUAAAAUGUGAUCAUAUCUCA